UUACUAUUCGUUUGAAUUGACAACAGACUUUUAAACUUGAAAAUUUCUGUUUUUUUCGCAAUUGUUUUCAUAAUUAAUUUACUUUUCUUUUUAUUUCGUUCCAAUUAUUUUUCUAUCGUCGGAUAAAAUGGUACUUUCAGAUCUUUCCAACCAAGAUCAACGGAUCAGAAACUUGCUCGGGGCAAGAAAAAAAUAUUCAGAUUAUACGAAAGAUCAAUGUAGAAAUGGUGCUAAAGAAAAAGCGGUUUUAAAGUCAAAGAUUCAAGAUAAUCAAGCAGAAAUCAUUAAAAUCAAGGAGGAACUGGAAAAGUAUCGACGAGAAUAUAACAAAAUAAUCAAGACGAUGGGAAAAGCUCAUGAAGAUGCUGUGUUUAGAGAGAGUGAAGAAGACAUUGUUAGUGAUUUAAUAAAACAAAGGAAUCGAAGAGUCAAGUCGAGAGCAGAAUUGGUUCUACUUGAGGAAGUUCAUCGAGCUAAAUUAAUGGACCUUAAGAAACAAUUGGAUAAGGAGAAAAUACUGAAACGUCGUCGAGAUGUAUUCCAAAUGAAAAGUCCAUCCCAAAAAGUGAGAGUUAAAAAGGAGCAUCAAGAGAAACUUGAUGAAUGGAAACAAUUUGAGGAAUUGGUUCAGCAAGAAAUUGAUAAACUGCGAGAAGAGAAAGAGCAGAAUCGUCUAAAGAGAAUUAUCAAUGAAACUAAUAGAAUUAAGUUACAACCGUUAAGACCCGAUAAACCAGCGAAAGUGAUUCCAAAAGUUUGCCUUAAACCGAAAACAAUUAAAAACGCUCAAGUACAAACAUCAAUUUGUAUUGAAGAAAAAGAAGUCAAUUUAUCGCUGGAAGAUGUUGAACCAGAAGAGAUUCAGAAAGUAUCAUCUUCGAGCCAAGCGAAUGUCCAGUUCGUACCCAUAAGCGUUAAACCAACGAAAAAAGUCAAUUCAAGUUUGGAAAAUUUACUCGCUAUUCGAGUAGCAGAAAAAAUGAACAAAAUGAGAGAGAAAGUGACUUUAACGGUUAAAGGACCAAUGACCACAACCAUUACUAAAGAUGCUGCAAUUAACACGAGCUGUUUGGCCGAGGAAGAACAAUCAAUCUCCGAUUUCUCUCAAACUUGUUAUUUACCUUUACCUGGUGAACUAAAAAGAUCCGCAAGUUUCACCAAAGGGAAAGUAAUUGAUGAGAAAGUUGAAAAUUCCAACGAGAAAGACGAAGCAUCUUCGACUGUUGAUUUAUCUCUUAUGAGUGGAAUCAAUUUCGAUGAUUUAGUCCAAAAGAUUCAACAGAUUAAGAACCUUGUCAACAAAGCAGAACCACCGAAAGAAACCAAAUCGAUUAAGAUAAUCAAGCGACCGGUAAUUGAUCCAAUCGAAGUUGUUAGUUCGACUGGUCAGAAUGUUCGACAGGAGAAUAAGAGUAAAAGUUCUAUUUUUGAUGAAUAUCGAAUCUCACCAGUUUCUUCGAUUUCUUCUUCUCCUUCUAUUUCUCCAACUCGAUCUCUUUCUCCCUGUGGAUUAGAUUCACCACAACCAUCAACACCAAAUUCAUCUUCUCCUCCACCUUCACCUCCUCGAGUACCAGGAUUGUCAGAAUCAUCUUCAUCUCCAUGUUUAUCUUCAGCAUCUUCAACUUCAUCUGAUGCUACAAUUAAGAAACUUGAUUCUCACCUCUCACUUGAAGAUGUUUCUCUAUCUGAUGAUCAAUCCCUGGAACAAGGUCGAUUUAACGACGAUAGUUUAUCAAUUGUUCAACCUCGAUCACUUCAAGUUUCACUUGAUUUCUCUCAGUUCUCCAAAUUAUUAAACGUUGAUAAAGAUAAACUUUGGGCCGAUGUAUUAGACCUCGCCGGUGUUAAUAAAUCAACGACUUUUACGAAAACCCCAAUUCGUAAAUAUCCAAAAAAAUACACACAAUCAACUCCUAAAACACGCACAACUAAAGACAGUGUAGUUUUUAACUGUUCAACAAAUCAAGUCACCAUACCAAAUUGAUAAUCGAAAUUAGUAAUAACUUCAAAAGUAAUAUUUUACAAUCAAUUUAUGAGUAAAACUAUUUUGACUAAAAAGAUGAAUGUUUUGAUAUAACAAUUAAUGUACAGUUUGAUGAUUGUUUAAUUGUCUGAAAUAAAAUCAACUUAACAACUAAGUGUUCAAACCGAUAA
Messenger RNA from Panonychus citri (citrus red mite), 2157 nucleotides. RefSeq lists its product as uncharacterized. NCBI's taxonomy places the organism in Eukaryota, Metazoa, Arthropoda, Arachnida, Trombidiformes, Tetranychidae. Bases 128 to 1987 code for a protein of 619 amino acids. The transcript has 3 exons. The record is from RefSeq and is a predicted model, not a curated record.